AUGGCAGCGUCUAGGCCUUUCCCACUGCUGGUCGAGGGGUCUUGGGGCCCAGACCCCUCGAAGACCUUGAUCAACAAGUUGCAAAUGUACUCCCAGAGUCGGAAGAAAUCUGGAGGAGGGGAGUGCGAAGUCCUCCCGCAGCCCUGGAAUCCUGCAAGCUUUCGGAUGCUUUUCUCCACGGAGGACGAGCUGUGGUUCUCGACCUUCCUACUGCUACAACCCUAUAAUACAAACUGUGCUGACCCCAUCCUAAGCUUAUUUUCAUGGCUACUUCACAGCUGUAAUUCUGCUGCUGCUAUGAAGUGUAAUGGAUCCAGGACAAAAAAAGAAGCUGCAGAAAAAGAUGAUUUGGAUACAGCACAUUCUCCCAGCAACAGAAUGGAAGAUGUCCUGAAAGAAUGUGAAACUGUUCCCUCCAUGGUGGCAUUUGAAAACCUGCCUGAGAAGGUGACUGACAUAGUGCUGACCAUCCUGGUGGAGAAUAUAAGCGGCUUCCCCAGUGAUGACUUUAAGGUGGAAGUGAUCCGAGAUUUUGGCGUUGCCGUGGUUACCUUUCAGAGGCCUAUAGAUACCAAAAAAUUUAUUAGUGAUUGUAUCGGUCACCAUUGGAACCAACAGCUGCAGCUUGCCCCGAGACUUCUGGAAACAACAAAUGUAGUUAGGGUGGAAAACCUGCCUCCUGGGGUAGAUGAAUACCAGCUGCAGCUCUACUUUGAAAACCCUUCCAUUGGAGGCAGAAGAGUCACCCAGGUUGAGUGUUUCCCAGAAGAGAGCUCGGCGCUGGUUGAGUUUUCAGACAGCAAAGCUGACAUCAACGGCACAGUGACCGUCAGACCUGCUGCCACCUUAGUCACUCACAGACCAAGCAUCAAGACCUGGCAGAGAGACGUCUCCGAGGUGCUGUUUGGCAUCAAGGCUAAGUACGAAGUUAAGGUGUUUGAAGUGUAUCCGCCAGUGUGGGACAUCAUACAGCAUGAGGUAGGAGAUGACAGGGUUCUGAUUGAGUUUGAUAAGGCGAGUCUCACCUUAGCCGGAAAAUCAGAAGAUGUCCAAGACAUUGGCCAGAAAAAGGAGCUAAUAGACAGCACCACGGAAAAGGUCCGAAAGGAGGAGCAGAGUCUGAAGGAGAAAGUGGCCAUUUCUCCAGGGAAACAUUUUCUUUUGCAACACAGUGGUUUCCCGGAUGAUUUAAGGAAAGAAAACCCAGAGAUGGAGAUUCAUUACGAUGCUGCCACUCAGCACCUGUACUUUAAGGGAUUCCGUGCAGAUGUGUAUAAAGUAAAGUGUGACAUCCAAGAAAAGGUGUAUUCCAUGGUUCAGAAAGACGUCCCGAUUCCUUCUGAAGUCUUCAUGUUUCUGCAGCAAGUAGACAGUCAGGAAUUCUCCAAGACUCUUUUUGAAGCACAAAAAAUUCUUGCCACAUAUGAGCUGAACGGUACAGCUCUUCUCUUGAUGGCCUGUUCUUUCAGAGCCCUGGCAGAAGCAGAGAAGAGCAUACUUGAUGCCUUGAGUUAUAAAAUCAUUGAAGUUGAAGACAAGGAAGUUCUUAGAGGCAAUGUAUGGAGAAAGAAAAUUCAACCUCUGCAAAAAAGACACCUCUCCACUGCAAGCAUCAUGAUAAAGAAUGAAUUAACUUCAGGAACCCCAGCGGAGGUCAUCAUUGCAGGCUGUGUGAAAGAAGUAAAUGAAAUCCAUGGCCAACUUUUUGAGUUCUUGGAGAACACCAUGAAAAUUAAAAGGCUGGUUGAAAUUGAAUCGGUCUUGAUUUUUGAGUAUUUAAGGGCAAAGAAGAAUCUGUUCUGGCCAAAGAUAAGGAAGGCCAAUGUGCAGGCAAGUUUUAAGCUGGAAGAUGAACCAAAAGGCAUUUUACUAACAGGCUCCAAGAGUAAAGUUCUAGAGUGCAUGAACAUGGUCAAGCAAAUCCGGGAUUCAGUCUGCAUUAAAAGGUCCCAGAUUGAUAAGCCUGGUGCUAGGCAAUUCUUCCAGGACAAAGCAUCCUAUUACAAAAGUGAGAUCAAACGCCUGUAUGGAUGCAUCAUUGAGCUCCAGGAGGGAGCAGAGAAGGACAAAGACAGGAGCACUUUGAAAAAGAUUUAUCUGGUGGACAUAUCUGCAAAGGUUGCUGAGGCCUUUGCUGAAGCUGUAGAAACUACAUAUAAAGCCUCCCUCUCCCACACAGCUUCCCAGUCCAGUUUAACACCUUUAGAAUUAGUGCCACCUGGAGAAACGCCACAGACACAGGACUGUGUGCUGGUGUCCCCAGAAGGCCUGAAAAUCCGGCUGGUGGAAGAAGGUGUGCAGAAUGCCAAGACUGAUGUCGUUGUCACCUCCAUUCCCUCGGAUCUUGUGCUCAAUAAAGGACCACUGUCUAAGGCCUUACUGGAAAAGGCCGGGCCAGAACUCCAGAAGGAACUGAAUGAAGCAGGACAAGGGGUCCCUGUCAAGGCAGGCACAAUCCUACAAACCAGUGGCUGUCAUCUGAACUGCCACCACGUAUUUCAUGUGGUCGCUCCACAGUGGAAAGUCAACGACACUGCAUGGUCACUGAAGAUCAUGAAAAACAUCAUCAGAGACUGUCUAGGAACCACCGAGGCACUCUCUCUGCAAUCAAUUGGAUUUCCAGCAAUAGGAACAGGAAAUAUGGGGUUUCCUAAACCCAAAUUUGCUAAAUUAAUAAUUUCAGAAGUGCUCAAAUUUAGUAGCACGAACCACCCAAAAACUUUACAGGAAGUUCAGUUUCUGCUGCACCCAAAAGACAUGGAAAACAUUCAGGCAUUUUCAGAUGAAUUUGACAAAAGGAGUCAUGGAAAUCCAAGUGACACUCAAGGGUUUUAUGAAAGUCUCUCCAGCCCUACAUUAGGAGUGCAUGAAAUUAAUAUUGGCCCAAUUCUCUUCCAAGUGGCCAUGGGGGACAUCACCAAAGAAGUGGCAGAUGUGAUUGUCAAUUCAGCAUCAAACACGUUUACUCGAAAAUCAGGAGUCUCCAAAGCAAUUUUGGAAGGUGCAGGACCAAGUGUGGAGAAGGAAUGUUCUGUCUUGGGUAAGGAAGGAAAAGGGUACUAUGAGACAGGGUCCAGGAUGUCAAAGUGCAAAGUCCUUGUUUACCUUGAUGGAGGAAACAGUGUUUAAAAGAAUACAGUUUGUGUGUUGGAAGAAAGCAAAUGGAGGGAAUUUUCAAAAUAUGUCAUACCCAUUAUAGAGUCAGGAAGUGCUCAACAGGACCCAGAUGCAGUUGCUAAAGCCAUAAUGGAUGCCAUUGAAGAAUUUAUCCAGAAAACAUCAGUGCAGGCUGUGAAGAAAGUCAAAGUUGUUAUCUUCCAGCCUCAUAUGCUGAGUGUUUUUUAUGAUAACAUGAAAGACAGAGAAGGCUCCCCGGCUCCUCCCCAGCCGUCUCUACUAUCUAAGAUCAGCUCCUUUUUUGGCUUUUCAAAGCACACUCCGCACAAACAGAACACCCUGUUUUUGGAGAAGAAAAUAGAGCAGACAGUUUUCCAGGUAUGUGGCAUAGAUGAAGACAGUGUGGAACGCACGAUCUCCUGGAUACAGAAUCUGAUCGCCCAGGAGCAGCUAUCCUAUCGCAGUGACGAUGAGUGUGUCAGAGACUUUGGUGAGAAGGAGUACAAGAAGCUGAAUGAGCUGCAGGAGAGGCUGAAUAUCAUCAUUGAGCUGGACCAGAAGACACCUUUGAUUAAAGUUACAGGAAUUAGCAGAGAUGUGAUAGAAGCCAGAGAUGAGAUUGAAAACCUGAUCAAGGCUAAAGAGAAGGAAAGCCAGGCAGACUAUGUCCUCACAUUCCUGGAAUGGCGAUAUAUUGUCAACAACAUCACACACUGUUUCGACAAAACAGCUACCAUGCAGUUGGAGAACGCACGGCAAGCAAAACACAGGAGCACUGUUGUCAAAAUUAAUAAUCAGAACUUCAUAGUGAACUUGAAGACAAACAUGGCCACAGGCCCUCAAGGACAGAGUGUCACAGUUCAGCGCAUCUUAAAAGAUGAAGCUGAAAUCCCUUCAAAUUGGAGUGACAUGGGACAGAAGAAAUUACUUGUGGUCAGUCUGCAAACCAAUGAUCCUGAGUAUAUCACAGUGGCAAACCAGUUCCACCAGACCUGCCAAAAUUUCGCCAUAGAGAAGAUUGCAAGGAUCCAGAAUCCUGCUCUCUGGAGGAAGUAUCAGGCAAACAAAAAAAUCAUGGAUGAAAAGAAUGGCCAUGAAAGAAAUGAGAAUCAACUCUUCCAUGGGACGGAGGCUAGCUCUAUUCCACAGCUCAACAGCCACGGAUUUAACCGCAGCUAUGCUGGGAAGAACGCUACAAGCUAUGGGAAGGGAACCUAUUUUGCUGUCAAUGCUUCCUAUUCAGCUCAUGAUACAUAUUCCAGACCAGAUGCCAAUGGGAAGAAGCAUAUGUAUUACGUGCGGGUUCUCACUGGAAACUACACAACUGGAAACCAGUCACUGAUUGUGCCUCCUCCAAGGGACCCUCAAAAUCCUACUGACUUGUACGACACUGUCACAGAUGAUGAUAAAAACCCAAGUUUAUUUGUAGUGUUUUAUGACAACCAAGCAUACCCAGAGUAUCUUAUCACCUUUAGGCAGUGACACUUCAGGGCACCUUCAUGCAUCUGCUGCAAGACAAAUUUUAACUGUCUUCCUCCUUAUGUUGUCUCUAAGAGCACAAGGUUUUUCUUUGCCAUGGACAUGUUUCCUCAGCUACUCCUCCAUGGUAGAAAUGAAUUGCCACACCAACUC
Molecule: messenger RNA, 4749 nt
Organism: Microtus ochrogaster (prairie vole)
Lineage: Eukaryota; Metazoa; Chordata; Mammalia; Rodentia; Cricetidae
Product: poly [ADP-ribose] polymerase 14-like
Exons: 23
Biological process (GO): negative regulation of gene expression; protein poly-ADP-ribosylation; positive regulation of type II interferon-mediated signaling pathway
Cellular component (GO): cytoplasm; nucleus
Molecular function (GO): ubiquitin-like protein ligase binding; NAD+ poly-ADP-ribosyltransferase activity; transcription corepressor activity
Source: RefSeq, a predicted model, not a curated record